AUGGGACAAUCUGAGGGCAGCAGCAGGCCGUAUCAUAGUGAGAAGUAUGAUAAAAUGAAAAAGCUCAAGGAUCCCUUGAAAUACUCGCUCAUUAGAUUGAUGGCUGAGUAUCAAAUGAACUAGUAAGAAGAAGAUGGGAUGAUCAAGUAAUAUGAAACCAAAGAAAUCAAAGAAAAUUCCAUCAGCAAGUCAUUCAUACAAAAAAUACUCUGCCAGGACAUGAAUGAACUGACAUUUAAGAAGAGGUAACCAAAUAAAGAUUUAGAAAAAUUAAAGUAGAUACAAAAGCACCAAGAAUUUCUUCAAAGCAUAGGAGGGGAGGAGAAUUACUAAAAAAUCAAAUAAUUAAAUAUUGGAAUAAUUAGGAGCUACGAUGGCCUAGUAAGUUACUAAGACUUCAAAGAGUUUAUAUUGACUCAAUAUGUUGAUAAUAAUGGAGUGAGGAGAGAAUCUCAGUUUUAACCAAAAGAUGAUAUGAUGACUAUAGAGAAGCUAACUGAGUUUAGAUAGCUCUUUGAAAACAAUAAGCAGUUAGCUAAAGACAAGCAUACUUAUUUUCUCAAUCUAUUGGACGCUAAAGAAUAGCUGUCAAACAUGUCUAAUUCACUUAAAAUUACGGUAGAAGAAUUCAGUGGAUUCUUUGCAGAUUAAAUAGCGCAAAAAAAUCACCUCAUCAAUGAAACAUAAUUCUCUGAUCUGAUAUCGAAGUUUGAGGAUGAAAUACUGUCGAUGGCAGGGAUUGAUUAGUAAGUCAAUAUGCCCAUUUUUGUUAUUCAUGAAGAAGAUGAAGACUCUCCCAGGCAUCUUGACACAUAAGGUUCAGAUAAUGAGAAAGACGAUCCUUAUUCGAUUUCGCCAGAACCAAGAUCAAAAGGGCAGGUUUAACAGCCUCCAAGUGGAAGCUUAAGUGCUAGAACAGGUUCAUCCUAAUCAUCUUCUAGUCUUCAAAUAUAAAAUACUCCAGUUAACUAAAAGAGAAAGAGCAACACCUCAGGUUAAUAAUUGCCUGUUGUUGGAGAGAAAAUAUCUAAAAUCGAUUCAGCUUCAAAGCAAGUUUUCAUUGACUUUAUGUCGAAUGAAUAAAGAGACCCAGAAAUCGUACUUUAAGAAAUUAUUGAUGACAUGAAUGAUAACCAAAAAUACAAAUCAUAUCUCUAUCAUGAUGAAUGGUCAAAGUUUUUCUCAGCUAUGAAGAAGAUUGUUGAUUCUAUUUGCAAGAAGUGCAGUAAGCUAGAGGAUGAGACUGAAGGCCUUAAGUAAAAGUGCGCAUUAGCUUAUGCAGAAAAAGAAGAUUUUAGCUUGAAAUACAAUACUGAAAAAGAAAAACACCAAAAGUUGCAAAUAGAAUAUGAGGUGCUUGAAAGAGACGUUGAUGAUCUCUUUAAGAUUGAGAGAUAGUUCAAUGAAAUGAAAGCCAAGUAAAUCAAACUGAUUCAAUAGCUUGAUAGGAAAUAGAAGAAGCUUUCACUACUUAAGCCUAAAGUAUUUGUACUGGAAUAAGAAAACGAGCAUUUGAUUUAAUAAAGAGAUGAGUUAGACGAAAAAUUAUAUGAAACUGAGAUAGAGCUUCAAGGACUCAGAGAACUUUUUAAAACUGAAGCGACACCAGAAAUGUAAAAGAAAUACCAAAAUAUGAGAAAUACCUUCAGAUAGAGUAUGAUCAAGGGCGGAGGGUUCUCAAGAAAUACAUAGACUGCUGCUGUUUUAUCAAGAUUAAGUGUAAUCAAUCAAGAGGAAAGUAAUUCUGUCAAUGAAUUAGAGUAAAAAUAUCUUAAUACUAUUCAGUCAUUGAUAAUCUCUAAUAACACACUAGAGCCUCAAGAUUAAAGAGCACUCUCGGUCUUGGCUUAGGAAUACGUUAAAAACAAAUAGACUGUAAAUCAACUAUUAGGAGAUGCAGAGGAAGUAUGCUUAGAAAAUGAAAGUUUGCAAGUUUGGGAAUUCAAAUAUUUGAAUUAGGACUUAAUAUAGAAGCACUAGGAUAACGAUAACUUUAGAACUAGCUAUAUGAACAUAAUUGGCAGAUAAGAGAUAGAGCCAUUUGGAGAAAGGCUUAGCAGAAUUGAUUCAAGUAUUAAAACGAAUGAUCCUUUCACAAGUUUCGAUUUUCAAAGAUUUUCAAAUUUUGGGGAAGAAGAAAAAAUCUAAGAAGCAAAGCCUAAUCUAUAAAGAAAGUAGUAGGAACCACAAAUAAUGGUUUAAAAUACCUAAAAUGAGCAGGUAUAUGCUAGAGCUACUUUAGGGGAUGAAUUUGAUCCAUCUAGAUUCACAACACACUAAAGCUUUGGCAAUGAGAAUACAAUAAUCCAUUAAGACAAUCUCAAUCCACUUUCAAUCUAAGUGAAAUAAAGAGCCUUAACUCACUAAGUUGAAAUGGACAUAUUUAAGCAUGAAGAUGAUUUUUAUGAUCCUUUAGCAUUAUAAACUUAAGAAGAAUUGAAGAAAGAAUCACUGAAGCUAAUUAGAAAGUAAACUAAUAAAAGUGAUUACGAAGAAGAGGAAAAAGAUGAGGUCAUGCCAUUAGAAGGAGGUUAGGUAAGAAAAUAAAAUAUUGAGAGCUUGAUCAUAAUCAGAGAUGAGCCAGAGUUAUUUUCAAGAAUUACAAUGAUUGGUGAGGAUGAUGAUGAAGAGGAGAGUGAAAGAAGUUAAAGCAUCGCAAUUAAGAAGGAUGAUCCUUCUAGGAAAUCAAAAGCAAUGAUUGAGUACUAAAAGACAUAGGAUGGCAAAAAACUCAAAGAAUUAAUGAAAAAGGCUGGCAGGUUUACUACUCUUAGUAGUAAAAUGGUUAAGGGCAGUUUCGCGGGUAACACCAGAGAUUAAAGUGUGAUUUCAACUGUAUCAAAGAUAACUAACUUCGACUAUCUCUCACUUAGGAGUUCAGCAAAUAAAUUAUACAAGAGAGUUACUUAAUUCCUUGAGAGAUAAGGGGAGAAUAAGUACUAACUUGUCAUUUUCUCAGAUUAUAUGUACAAAAUAGAUUCACAUUUAAACAAAACAAAGAGAAUCUUAUUUGCCACUUAAAGCAAUGUCUAUUAACUCAGUAUUAAUCUAAGUUUAAUAGUUAAGAUUCCAAUCAAAGAUAUCACUGGAAUUACUUUGAUAAAAUCAAGCUCUGCAAUGCUAGCAAUUCACGUAAAUAAGAAGUAUGAUUUUCUUAUGGAGACAAUUAGAAGAACAGAAUUCAUAGUGUUUUUGGUAAAUAUAUCUGACAAUAACGGAUGGCAAAGACCAGAACUAGUUCAAUCAAACGGUCUUAAGCUUUUGAAAACAAAAAAAUAAGAAAUCCUUGAUUUUGACCCUGCUAAAAAUGACUUAUCUAAAAAUAAUAAGAAUCUGUUCUCUCAUUUAAUUUCAACAAAUUUCUUAAACGCAAGCUUGGUUGGCUAUUUAGAUAAAAGAUCAGAAAACUGGUUUAGAUCUUGGAAUGAAAAGUUCUGUGUACUUACUAAUGUGGGACUUCUAUAUUAUAAUGAUCCUUAAAAGAGACCUAGAAAUCUAUUUCCAACAAUAGACGCCUAGAUCAUAGCAGUUAGUGAAGGAAUGUACAACCGAAAAUAUGUAUUCUAGAUGAAAUCAUAUACCUAUGAUAUUACUUUUGCUUGUAAGAGUAAGGAUGAUUAUGAAAGAUGGAUGAAUCAAUUAAAUAAGCUGCAGAGAGAAACCGAGGAAAAGAGAAAAGAGAUAAUGAAGAAGCAAAAUGUAAAGGAUAAGAAACCAACUAAAGAGCAUGAUGAAGAGAGACAGGAAAUUAAGCUAAUCAAAUCAGCAAAAUUCAUGCAUAAAUGA
This is a messenger RNA of Stylonychia lemnae, 3786 nucleotides long. Lineage: Eukaryota; Ciliophora; Spirotrichea; Sporadotrichida; Oxytrichidae. The record is from the annotation of a GenBank genome assembly.